AUGCCAAGCAAAGCUUGGAGCCUAGGAGUGCCUGCUGGGCACGCACUUGUUCUUGCUGGCAUUCCAGUAUUUCGUCUUCUUUCUGGCUUCCUGCACCUCGCUGCUGGGAAGCAGCGAGUCAUCGGAGUCCGAUGUGCCGGAAGCCCGCUGUCUUUUUUGGGUGAAUGGGCCGAUAGCAGAAUUCUUCUGGUGAGCCUGGCUCAUCUGGUUCUGAAGGAUAGCCUCGUAGCUAUCUUUCUUGGCAGCAGCCUGAUUAGAUUUCUUUUUUUUUUAAACUUGAUAACGUCGCCGUCUCUUUUUGGACGUUUCGUCCUCGGAGCUCUCAUCCACCGUCACUUUGGGCACUGGAACUCUCUUAGGGCAUUCCCUCACCUCUUCUUUGGAAACUCCGAGCAUCAGAAUUUGUGCGGAGUAGUCUCCCGUGUUUUCACUGUCCACGUCGUCCUUCCAGAAAACCGUGUGCACAGCUCUGUUGUCAAAGUCUAUCUUGUGUUGUGGAGCAAAAUUGCGGAUAUUGUGCACAGGUAG
Ixodes scapularis (black-legged tick) is the source of this 528-nucleotide messenger RNA. RefSeq lists its product as uncharacterized. The coding region runs from base 1 to 528 and encodes 175 amino acids. The record is from RefSeq and is a predicted model, not a curated record. Lineage: Eukaryota; Metazoa; Arthropoda; Arachnida; Ixodida; Ixodidae. The transcript is spliced from 6 exons.